Molecule: messenger RNA, 1170 nt
Organism: Lagenorhynchus albirostris (white-beaked dolphin)
Lineage: Eukaryota; Metazoa; Chordata; Mammalia; Artiodactyla; Delphinidae
Gene: MEI4
Product: meiotic double-stranded break formation protein 4
Exons: 4
Coding region: 1-1170 (389 amino acids)
Biological process (GO): oogenesis; meiotic DNA double-strand break formation; DNA recombination
Cellular component (GO): lateral element
Source: RefSeq, a predicted model, not a curated record
AUGGAUGGUCAAGCAUGGUAUUUGAGAACUUCAAAGCUGGCUCUGGCCUUGGCAAUUAUCCACUCAAAACCAGCAGACAAAAGCAGCAGAGAAUACACAGAGCAUCUCGCAAGGACGGUGUCUGGUCAGGAAUCAAAGUGGAGAGCAAAAGUCAAAGCCUUGGAAGCUGAAGUUCUGCAAUUACGUCAAAAACAACUUCUGAGCAGGAUUUGUUCAGGAUCAUUUGAGAGUGGAGGUCCAUCUUCCCAGUUGCAGGCUCAGGAACCUAGAAGUUCUGAAAACACUUUGACUCUGCUGGAAGAUUCUGGGUGCGUUUUAUCAAAUGAUCAGAGAACUGAACCUUCAGAGAUGACCGAGCAUUCUGGGGAGAGCUGCAUCUCCACCCCCUUCCCACCACUGUCCAUUGUGAACAGACCUUGUGCUCCUCUGGAAAAGCCUCUGUCUUCUCACAUGCAGUUCUUGCAACGUCUGCUUGGACUGAAGACCUUGACCGAGUCAGAAAGUCUGAAAACAGACUUAAGCCACUUUGAAAACGCCUCUUCCACAGUAUCCGAUUCUGUUUUUCAGUUGCUGGAUGGCUUGAUCACUUUUUACCGAGAACCCAAACUUCCUUGUUCAAGCUUCUGGAUCGAAGCUGUGGAUACUUUAGCUAGACUGAUCGGUGAUUGUAACUUAUCUAAUCACAUUCUUAAAAAGUGUUCCAAGAAGUUGGAAGAAUUCGAGAAGACCCUGCUCCAGGUUAUUUUAAGCAACAACCAUAUCAAUCGGUUUCAGGUGCAGCAUUAUGUCUCUCAGAGUCUGGUAGCCCUGGGAAGUUGCAGCUUGUUGAGAAGAUCUAUAAUAUCUCUGCUUCUGUCAGAAGUAAACAGCUUCGCUGAUGAUCUGGGCACCAUCAAUCAGGUGCAAGCCAGUUACGACAUGACACGCUAUGAAAAUAUUUUCUCUGUUUUCUGCGUUCUGGAACAACUUCUUCAGAAGGAAACCGAAGAAGGCAACGCUUCAACAAUGGGGCAUGAGGACCAAGAAAUCAAGAAAUUUCUUCAGAAGCAUGAUGAAACUAUUUUGCAACUCUCUGAUGCAUUUCCUUUAUUUACUUUUUAUUUAUGGAGACUGGGCACUCUCUUGAACUCAGUAGAGACAGGAACUGUUGAAAAUAACUCACUUCCUUAG